Molecule: messenger RNA, 2294 nt
Organism: Ruditapes philippinarum (Manila clam)
Lineage: Eukaryota; Metazoa; Mollusca; Bivalvia; Venerida; Veneridae
Product: heat shock 70 kDa protein 12B-like
Exons: 5
Coding region: 316-2016 (566 amino acids)
Molecular function (GO): ATP-dependent protein folding chaperone; ATP binding
Source: RefSeq, a predicted model, not a curated record
CAUUAAAGCACGUUCGGAAUAUUUUCAUUGUCAUUUACGACACGCAAUCUCUUCUCGAUGUCGCAGCCCUUUUCUCUUCCAGUGUUCAUUCCAUAUAAUAUAUAUAAUUAUCAAUUGUAUUCAUUCCCAUCCAUUCACUUUAACUACCGUUAAAUGUGCAUUCGUACAAAUAAUCCAUGUGAAACGCUUUGGAUUCAUAAUAGGUAUGUUCACAAAAGCAUAACUUAACGAUGAAAUCAAAAGCAAUCGGAAGAAGUUUCCUAAAAACAAGAUUCUCUGAAAGGAAGUAAAUUAAACAAACGCAGUGAUUCAAAAAUGGCAGGUUCCGCAUUGCUUGCGGUUGCGUUUGACUUUGGUACAACAUACAGUGGCUACGCUUUCUCGUUCAGGAAUGACCCGUUGAAAGUCCAGACUAACCAAGGAUGGAUAGCUGGAAGCGAUCAGCUUAUCUCACUAAAAACACCAACGUGUGUUCUACUCAAUUCAAGUGGGCAAUUCGACUCGUUUGGGUUUGAAGCUGAAAAUAACUUUGCUACACUUGCAGAAGACAAUAAACACCAUGGCUGGCUAUUGUUUCGAAGAUUUAAAAUGAUUCUUCACAGCAAUGAGAAUCUGUCAAGAUCGACCACUGUUGAAGAUAUAAACGGAAAAUCAAUGCCAGCAUUGACAAUUUUUACAAUGUCCAUAAAGUUUCUAAAAGAACAUUUCACUGAUGCACUUAACAAACAAAAGACUGGGAUUGAGGACAAAGAUAUACAAUAUGUUAUUACUGUACCUGCCAUAUGGAAUGAUAAUGCAAAGCAGUUUAUGCGUGAAGCAGCAGAAAAGGCUGGCAUAGAAAAAGCACACCUAAAACUGUCUUUUGAACCAGAAGCAGCAUCUAUUUGGUGUCAGACAAUUACUACAGAUGUCCAGGAGACAUGGUCUAAAGCAGGGAGACAAUACAUGGUGAUCGAUCUCGGAGGAGGUACUGCAGAUAUAUCUGUGCAUGAGAAACAAAUCGAUAACACAUUAAAGGAACUCCACAAAGCAAGCGGUGGUCCAUGGGGAGGAACAGUUGUUGACGACAAUUAUCUAGAAUUCCUGACCAAUAUAUUUGGGAAAAACACUAUUCAGAGAUUUAAAGACGAACAAAUGGAAGACUACUUUCAAUUGCUUAGAGAAUUCGAAAUAAAAAAGAGAAGCAUUAAACCCGAAUCAAAUGGUAUGAUAACAUUCAGGCUGUCUGCAUCACUAAAAGAGCUCUAUCAGAAGGGAAACAAACAAUCAUUAGAGAAGAAACUUGCAAAGUUGAGAUUGUCAGAUAGGGUAACAUUUACCGGCGACAAAUUGAGAGUUGAAGCUUCCGUCAUUAAAAAGUUGUUUGAGUCCCCGAUCGAUAGCAUGAUUGAACAUGUGCAACAGAUUCUUGCAAAACCAAAUAUGCAAAAAGUCGAAACAAUCCUUUUAGUUGGUGGGUUUAGCGAGUGUAAAUUAGCACAAGACUUAAUACAGAAAGAAUUACAGCACAAGAGAGUCAUUAUCCCAGAAGAAACAGGCCUUGUCGUUCUAAAAGGUGCAGUACGGUUUGGACAUUUUCAGAAUAUUGUACGUUCGAGAAUAAUGACCCACACGUAUGGACUGUCUGUCGUUGAAGAUUUUGUCGAGAGGAAACAUAAAAAUGCCAAAGUAAAAUUCAUAAAUGGUCAAAAACAUGCUGAUGAUGUAUUCUGGAUUAUGAUUCGAGCUGGAGAAGAGGUAAAAAUCGGCAAAGUAAUUUCUAAAGGUCCAUUCACACCAGUUGCUCCUGACAGGUCGUCAGUUAUUGUAUAUUGUACAGAAGAAAUGGAUCCUGAAUACACAACAGACAUCGGUUGCAAAUACAUGGGAACGGUAGUAGUAGACCAUGCAAAUGGCAGAUCGGAAAAGGAUAAUCAACUAGAGAUCUCUUUUAUAUUUGGUGACACUGAACUUUUCGUAAAAACUGUUAAUAUCAGAACGAAAGAACAAUUUUCUUCGUAUAUGGACUGUCUAUAAAAAAGAUGGUCGUCUAUUCUACAAAUGUAUAAAACUUUAGCAUCCAAAUAAUUUGCAAACUUUGUUUUGCAUGCAAAUACCUUCUGUAUUUAAAAUAAUAAAUAGAAGUGAAAAUGUUAAGUAAAACGAGUUAUGAUGAUACAUUUUCUCGACUAUUUCUUUUUGUUAUUUGUUUAAUAUUCAAUAAGGAGCAAUUGAUGCAAUGCUUCAGCCUUUAAAGUCAUCUCUAGAAUUUGACUAUUUUCAUGGAACGUUUGGUUAUUGCUUUUUAAGAAACG